CGCGAUGAACAGCGUGGGCGAGGCGUGCACGGAGCUGAAGCGCGAGUACGACCAGUGCUUCAACCGCUGGUUCGCCGAGAAGUUCCUCAAGGGCGACAGCGCAGGCGACCCCUGCGGGCAGCUGUUCAAGCGCUACCAGCUCUGCGUGCAGAAAGCAAUCAAAGAAAAGGACAUACCCAUUGAGGGCCUGGAGUUCAUGGGCCCAAGUAAAGGAAAAACUGAAAAUUCCUCUUGAUGUUGGCUGUAUGGGUGGAGUCACUAAUAGGAGCCUUUGGACUAAGCAGCAUCACCAGGUGUAUCACAGAUGCCACCUGGAUAAGACUUUUGUUAACUGAUUUCUAGGAAGUGAUGAAUGUUCUCUGCUUGUGAAAACAAACAGCUAAAAGAAAAAAACCUGACUGGAUCAUGUGGUAACUGCUGCCUCCUUUCCAGUGAAAGUGGUUCAGCAUCUAACAGCUUAAAAAUCCAUGUGAUCUAACUUCCUACUGAAUGUACUCGGUAAUGAGGGAAUGCUGGUUGGAGAUGGUUUCUUUGUGACCGAUUUCUUUUGCUUAUUUAUAUAACACUUGAAAGUGUUUAAAAAGAAUAUGAAAGGGUUAAUGCACUUUCUGUCAUCUCUGUUGCUGAAUUUUGGUGAAGAAGUUACUUUCAUGUCACCCUGAAUGCUGAAGAGCUUAAGCACUGUUUUGUGUCAGUUACAGAGAUGGUUUAAAAACACUAGUGGACCUGCAACAGCUUGGCUAAAAUAAAUAUAACCAGGUUAUAUUUUGUUUAAGUAGGUAACUGUGCAGUAGAGUCUGACUGUGACCCCUAGGAGGGAUGGAAGUGGCCUGCUCAGCAGCUGAAGAGAAGGCUUUUAAUGCAGGGGUUACUUUAACUUUUCCUGAGGUACCAACACAUCCAUGAACUUGAAUUGUCUCUCCUUUAGCAUUACACAUUUCUGUGGUUUGAUCCUCACAUGGGGAUGGGACAAAGCUUGCCCCUCUCCUUGCACCAACACAGGUGAAAGAGUAAAAAAUAUUAUGGCCUGGGGACAAAAGAUAACUUCAUAAUCCUAGAAUUACAGUGAGCAAAAAAGAAAGCUUCACUCUCUGCUUUUAAUUACUACUAAUUAUUUGAAGGUUUUACUUUAAAAAAGAAACAUCAAACUAAAAAAUACAGUUCUCAAACAUUACAGCUGGCCUGUCCACACCACAGCUCCUCACAGACCCCUGACACUGAGUCCUGUGGGCCUUGUGCAGAUGAUCAGAAACUGCUGCAGCCUGAGGCUGUUGUUCCUGUGCCAGUCACAUACCCAGGUGAGCCACACUCUUGUUCUCAGGUGCAGAGAGCUCCUACAGUCUCAGCACAGGGGUUUAAUACAGCACUGAAAAAACAGGCUGUUGGCAAAACGCUGUGUCACUCAGGUAUAAAUAAAACCUUGUCUAAGGAAAGGAGCUAUAAAUGCCAUUUUGGAGACAGUCAAAUAUGUAGCUUUUCUUUUUUAAGGAAUAACACACAAAACCAGUUUGCUCUUCUAUGAUCUUCAUGUAGGGCUAAAUGUAAUGUGACUUUGUCAGCUUUAACACAACUGUGCCCUUGUACUUCAACACAGGAAAACUGUCUCAGCUAUUUUGUACUGGUAAGCAAACAAAACACAUAGAAACAUGGGGAAGGGCCUCCUGCAGUACCCACUUUGAGAUUCUCUCUUGCCAUCCAUCACUCCUCUCAACAGUAAGAUGCCAAAGCAGCUGCUGUAUUCUACCUUUUGGGAAGAACCACAUUAAUGAUAGUUGAGAUAGAGCUCAGUUUCACAUUGUGCAAAAAAUACAGAAGUUAUAAUAAGAACUGGAAAAUGGUUGACUUGUAGCGAGCAAAAACUUGAAAACUUGAAAGGUUGUACUGGCACAAGCUCAGGCUGUUGGCUCACUUAUCCCUUCUACUUCCAGCAGCUUCUACAUAACACAGUACACAUUAUACAAACAUAAGCAGUAGAGCCAAAAUUGUGUUUUCUUCUGCAAAACCAGUGUGAGAGACUUUGUACAGACUGCAGAUUUAUGGAAAGCAGAGUGGUGAGCAAGAUAUGUGCUGAUGUAGCUGAAAAUUUGAGAGCUGAAGGUGAACAGUGUGAAGGCAGAGCUUAGCUCAACAUCUCUGCUGCCACUCCCUCUGCCAGAAGGGACCAAGAAAAAAAAUCACCUUCAUGACUGUUAAUAAAUAUUGCAAAAGUUGAUAA
Molecule: messenger RNA, 2215 nt
Organism: Sturnus vulgaris (Common starling)
Lineage: Eukaryota; Metazoa; Chordata; Aves; Passeriformes; Sturnidae
Gene: TRIAP1
Product: TP53 regulated inhibitor of apoptosis 1
Biological process (GO): phospholipid translocation
Cellular component (GO): cytosol; mitochondrial intermembrane space; nucleus
Molecular function (GO): phosphatidic acid transfer activity
Source: RefSeq, a predicted model, not a curated record